Molecule: messenger RNA, 5130 nt
Organism: Solea solea (common sole)
Lineage: Eukaryota; Metazoa; Chordata; Actinopteri; Pleuronectiformes; Soleidae
Gene: arid3c
Product: AT rich interactive domain 3C (BRIGHT-like)
Exons: 7
Coding region: 1-1176 (391 amino acids)
Biological process (GO): regulation of transcription by RNA polymerase II
Cellular component (GO): nucleus
Molecular function (GO): DNA binding
Source: RefSeq, a predicted model, not a curated record
AUGAACCAGCAGCGUCUGUGUCUCUGCAAGUUCAAAACCCCGUACUGUCCCUUUAAAUACACAGUCCUGGGCUGCAGGUGUAGUUCCCACAGGACCAAGUUAUAUGAGUUGGACGAUGGAGAAAAGCGCAAAGAGUUUCUCGACGAUCUCUUCAGUUUCAUGCAGAAACGAGGGACUCCAGUGAAUCGGAUUCCUAUCAUGGCCAAGCAGGUGUUGGAUCUCUACAUGCUCUACAAGCUCGUCACAGAAAAGGGCGGCUUAGUGGAAGUCAUCAAUAAGAAAAUAUGGCGCGAGAUCACCAAAGGUCUUAACCUCCCUACCUCCAUUACCAGUGCAGCUUUCACUCUCCGAACACAGUAUAUGAAGUACCUCUACCCGUAUGAAUGUGCAAAGCGGGGCCUCAGCUCCCCCGGUGAGCUUCAGGCAGCUAUCGACAGCAACCGGCGGGAAGGCCGUCGACAGAGCUACGGCUCAGCCAUCUUCAACUACUCUCCUGUGGGCACCCCCACCCUCCUGUCCUCCCCCAAAAUGCAGAUGUCCCACUUACCCACGCUCACUCACAACAGCGUCCACAUGGCCCAGGUGCCUGUGAUCAAAAAGGAGGACUCCAUGAUGGCCGGCUGCCUGCCCAGCCGAGUGGCCCUCCCCAUGUCGCCCAGCGGCCACCACGGAUCCGCUGUGGCGGCGCAGGCGGCGGUGCAGGCGGCGCAGGCGGCUCAGGCGGCGGCUGCCAUGCAGGCGGCGGCUCUGGAGCAGCUCAGAGAGAAGCUGGAGAGCGGUGAACCGCCGGAGAAGAAGAUGAUGAUGAUGGCAGAGGAGCAGCACAGGAUCAUGCAGCACGCCCUGCAGCAGAACCUGCUGGCCAUGGCCACGCAGCUGCCACUCAACAUCAAACUGAACAACAGAGAUGAUAGACAAGAGACCGCAUUGAACCUGUCUACCAACGGCAUUAGCAGCAUCAACAUGUCAAUAGAAAUAAAUGGAGUUGUCUACACAGGCGUCCUGUUCGCUCGACAGUCGCCCAUCGCAGCGAUGAUGGGACACCGUGGGAAACACAGCAGCUAUCAGACUCAGGGAAAGACCAGUCCCGCACAGUUCCAGCCCUCCUGCUCCUCUUCCUCCUCAGCCUCCUCCUCCUCUUCCUCACUCCAUGGACACAGAAACCCCUCCCCCUGAGUGUCCUGUCCCUCCUCCUCGCACAUCACCCCAGAGGAGAGCCACUGUCUUCCCCAAGACAUGAAGCGGUUGGAGACGUGAUCAUCAGACAAAGUCCAGUAGCUUUUGAAGGUGGAUUUUCAUCCACGGUCACAUUUCUUUAGUAGGUCACAGCAGCAGACUAAACACUUUGGUAAGAGACCUGUCCGUCCCUCUGUCCGUCUGUCCGUCUGUCCGUCUGUCCGUCUCUUUCCCUGCUCUUAAUUAGUAGUGUGUGCGUUUCCAGGACAUUUAACCUCUGUGUGUGUGUGUGUGUGUGUGUUGUCUCAUUGUGGAACAGUACAAAAGCACAGUCGGCUCUCAAACUAAGGUGCAGCCUCGGUGAAGCCAAAGGAACAAUCUAUCCUGUGCACCAUUACAAUGAAAAGGCUGUGGCCGACCUUCAGCAGCCAUCAACAGUUUGUCUGAGUGUGUGUCUGUGUGUGUCUGUGUGUGUGUGUGUGUUGUCAGACAAACCUCAGACAAAUCACUGCGUACAGCUGAUACCAAAGAAACGUGCAGCAUCACAUUCUCCCAAUAAGCAACAAACAUCCUAAUGUAAUCUAGAAGUGGAUUUUAUCACGUGUUCUGUGGCGCUAACACACGCUAACACACGCUAACACACGCUAACACUUAGCCAAAACCAAGGCUAUGAAAGAGGGGUGUGUGUGUGUGUGUGUGUGUGUGUGUGUGCCUUGUUUUUACUGAGUUAACAUCUGUGCAGAUGAAGGUUCAUGUAGAUCCACUGUCAGUGGAGCCCAGACGCACAGAAGCCUCCAGACCCUGAGACCUGUGUCCCAGAGGCCGACCAGUAUUACAGUCACAUUGUUCCUUCAGGGGCAGUUUUGCUUAAUCACCAGGGCAAUUUCAUCCAAAUCCUUCAAAUCAGACUAAAGACCAUGUAAGACAGGCUAGCCAGCUAGCAUAGCACUUAGCUUGCUAUGCUGUUAGAGGAAGAGGCGGAAGAGGCGGCAGUUGUGCGUGUUAUCAACACCCAAGUCGUGCGUGCGUGCGUGGAGUACGUGAGGGUGGGUUCUUGUGACCUACCUGCAGUAGGGGGCCGGCACUAAUCUAAGCAUUGUUCCCGUGAGGCACCUGUACUCACCACUGCACCACAGUCAUAAUCAUUUGGCCCCGCCUCUUCUCCAAAUUAAAACCAGUUGAAAGUUGGCCCCUGACGUACUGUAUGUAAUAUUGCAUUGUGGGACACAAUCAGCAAAUACCAAAAAUCAGAUAAUCAAUAGCUAUGGAUCCCAGUAUGACAACUUUACUAGAGAAGAAUGAUGAUCAGAUUUUUAUAUUUGCUCUCAAGACAAGAUCAUGUUUUGACCAGAGAAUAAAUGACAUGUGAAAAAUCUUCUGCCUUCAUGAGCGAACGACACGUGAUGUGAGACGAUGAGAAGCUUUCCCUGGUCAUUAGGGUCAAUGUUGCUUCACUGCUGCGGCUGUGGUGAGAAACACUUAGAGAAGCCGCAGCUUUGUUUAUGUCGACGCGUUCACGUCACGUCAUGUGACGCUGACGGGACGAAAUCAAUCAAGAGAUUCACGGCGUGUCAGCAGAUCUGAGUCACUUCUUUUCUUUAUUAAUGCACUUGUGUGUAACAUCCGUGACAUUUGUUUUCUCUACACUUCUGCUUUCAUAAAUGUGUCAUUUUGACUUUAUUGUGAAGGGAAACGAACAGUGAACAGUUUGAACAUGUCUGGGUUUGUAUUGCGUCUGUUCAGAUUUUUAUUUAUUAUGUGUUAUAUUUGAUCCUGCUAAUGUUGCAUUCGGCUCCAGCGCUUUCUUUGCAAGUCGCCUUGAAUGCAGAUACCUCACAAUCUACCUGUACAUAGUCAUAGUAAAGUAUAAAUACCAGAUAUACCUCAUAAAUUCCAUUUAUUUUUUAUUGUACAGCCACUUGAAAUCAAUGUUUCAACAGAUCACUGGAUUUUCCUUUUCGUUUGUUUUCAUUGUUUGUAUGAUUCUACCAAAGAAGGGAAUAUUUUAUUGACACACAUCUACCUCAUUUGUUAUAGACUGUGCCAACGAAUAUGUCCACAAUCUUAAUUGCCAGUGUAUCCACGGUGUUUCAUAUCCAUGUUUGUGUGAAUACAAAUGCUUAUCGCUCAAAGAAAAAGAAGAAAAACACAAACAGAAGAUUACAGUCGAGCAUCAAGCAACAUGUUCAAAGUGCUUUUUAUGUCGGGUGUUGUGCCGGCGCAACAAAACAAAUCCACUCAACACAGAGAGGACGACGGCGGCGGCGGCGGCGUCACAGUCACAGUUGCCCUGCAGAGUUACACUGUCAGAGCUGCAAACUAAUGUUUUCAUCUGAUCCUCAGACUUUUGCCAAAAUAUAACACAACAGUCCGCUAAACACUCAUUUACUGAGCACGAGGAUGUUCCACCUCUAGUGUUGGAGUCAAGACCACAUUAAGUUCACAUGCAGCCACACACACACAUACAGUGUUUUUAGCACAUGAUGACAGUGUAACGCUCCAGGCCGAGUGUUGGCGAUAAGGCUGUUAAACUGUGCGAGUGUAGUUGACGUUGGGGUAAUUGUACGAAGUCGGUGGUGCAGCAGAGGACAAUGGCGAGCCGCAGUCGUCUGUGGAGCUGCUGUGCUUAUAAUUCUCACUCUUACUUGAAACUCGCUCAUUAGCAAUCAGAUGUUUUUGCAGAUAGAAAAACGCAGAGGUCAGAAAAGUCACUCAAUGUCACUCAGUGUUUGAAUACUAAAACAAAACCACCUCGACUUGAAUACUUAGAUGAAACCAGAGAUACAUGAUACAUGUGUCCAACCUUCAGUUCUGAAGUGGAAGUGUCCAGAACCUGUUGAAUUAUUGUAUAAUAUAUAAGACUCAGUCUAAAAUCAUCAUGUUUGUGGCCUGUGGGGCUGCAACUUACAAUUAUUAUUGUCUUUUAUCAAUUACCGUUGGUUGUUUUUUCAAACAAUAGAUUUGGUCCAAAAUCUGUCAGAAAAAUCUCAGCUGAUGUUUUAAAAAUGAAACUUCCUGUUGUGUUUUGUCUCGUCCGGAGCAAAGAAUCCAUUUAAGAACUCACUGAACUGUUUCAUGAGAAGAAAAUGUCAAACUGUUUAAUCAGUUAUCAAAAGAGUUGAUGAUUCAUUCAGAGGUCAAUUAAUAAUCCAUUCACUCUGAACACGGUCAGCAAUCGUGAAGCUUCUUAAGGUGGAAAAGCAAAUAUUCAGUGACCAAAAAAGCUUGAUUUCCUUCACGAGCGACAAACAAAUAACUCACACAACGGAUUUGAUGUGUGUUAUUGUUUGUGUUGAGGUUAACGUGUUGGUCAGGAUAAAUCCUGUUCAUUGUUUCCCCUCUUUGAACCUUGCGUAGGAGAUUACUCGCCACAUUUUAUAAAUCUGUGAGAUUGUUACACUUCGUACGCUGCCUCUGAAUCAGGGCUCCUUUUUUCAACUUCCAUGAUCUCAGCUUGAGUUGCUCAGCACUGGCUCCGUGUACAUACUGCUGAAUGAUGCCAAUCACUGAACACUUCAGAGGACAUGACUGUGCGCGUCAUUCUUUUCACCAAAGACUUUUUCACGCUGUGACUCACUUGAUUUCCUUUUAAAGAGCAGAGCAGACGAGCAAAAGACGAAGCAACGGCUCUGCAUGCAGAAAAACAACCAUUGAAUUAUGUAAUCGAGUAACAUGUUGUUUACUUUGUAUUUUAUCUAUGCUAUGCCGCUAGUUUUUAGACACUUAUUGCUUUAUUAGCUGUGUAUGAUGCUUUAAAUGUUUCUUUUAUUUCCCUUUUGUCCAUCUUGGAUGAAUCCAGUGCAUUAUGGGAAAGCUGGAUUGUGGUGCUCAGGGGUUAAAAUAUAUAUAUAUAUAUAUAUAUAUAUAUAUUAAAAAAAAGAGGUGAAAGAGAUUUUCCUGUUUUGCCAUUUGACUUGUAGUGUAUUUAGAAAUAAAAUCAUGCUUUUAACUUCA